Messenger RNA from Plectropomus leopardus (leopard coralgrouper), 3406 nucleotides. It is a transcript of the gene gas7b, whose product is annotated as growth arrest-specific 7b. Gene Ontology annotation, biological process: neuron projection morphogenesis; clathrin-dependent endocytosis; clathrin coat assembly. Lineage: Eukaryota; Metazoa; Chordata; Actinopteri; Perciformes; Serranidae. The record is from RefSeq and is a predicted model, not a curated record. Gene Ontology annotation, cellular component: plasma membrane; cytoplasm; clathrin-coated pit. Gene Ontology annotation, molecular function: protein binding.
GAGGAGAACCUGCCCACCAACUUUACACAAGUUGGACUCUUCCACGAGCCGAGAGCUGCACCAGCUCCAAACUCGGACACAAACUCUCACGUGCCGCUCAAAGUUUUUUUUUUCGUCCUUGGAGAUCAUUAUUAUCAUCACUGCGUGUGCGAGAAGUCACGCUCGCGAUGUCUGGAUCGUACUGCAAAAGUUUGUACCCGUUCAGCGGGGAGCAGCACCAGCAGGGACUGAGCUUCGAGGCCGGGGACAUUAUUAAGGUGGUGCAGGCUCUGCCCGGAGGCUGGUGGGAAGGAGAGAGGGAUGGAGCCAGAGGGUGGUUCCCCUCCAGCUACGUCCAGGUCCUGGAGAGGACAGCAUCUCUGAGUCAGCUCCCUGUUGAGGACCUCAGAGACCCCCUGCCCCCUCACUGGAGAUGCUACAUGUCUCCACAAGGGCGACGAUACUACGUCAACACCACAAACAAUGAGACGACAUGGGAGAGACCAUCCAGUGCACCUGGGACCCCCAAGACUGCCCUCCGACACAAGAACUCCCUGCCAACAGUGAAUGGAUUUCACUCAGGUGGUAGCCCCUUGCAUCAUGUGGAGUAUUCACACAACAGUCUGGUUCGGAAGAGCAGUACAGAGCAACAGAGCCCGGGAUCAACGUCGCCCACCAGGAAACAGAACAAGGAGACCACGGUCACGAUUAACUGUGUGACGUUCCCGACGCCUGCAUGCAUGCUGGAGCAACAGCUGCUGAAACCAACCGAAUGGAGCUACUGUGACUACUUUUGGACUGAUAAGAAGGAUCCCCAGGGUAACGGCUGCAUCACAGGAUUUGAGGUUCUGCUGCAGAAACAGCUGAAGGGGAAGCAAAUGCAGAAAGAGAUGGCAGAGUUCAUACGAGAAAGGAUAAAGAUAGAAGAGGAGUACGCCAAGAACCUCUCCAAGCUCUCCCAGAUCCCUCUAGCAAGCCAGGAAGAAGGGACUCUGGGGGAAGCUUGGGCCCAGUUAAAGAAGAGCUUGGCAGAUGAAGCUGAGGUUCACCUAAAGUUCUCCUCAAAGCUCCAGAGUGAAGUGGAGAAGCCCUUCCUGACCUUCAGGGAGAACUUUAAGAAGGACAUGAAGAGGUUUGAUCAUCACAUCGCUGACCUGCGGAAGCAGCUGGUUGGUCGCUACGCAUCAGUGGAGAAGGCCCGUAAAGCUCUGGCAGACAGACAGAAAGAGCUAGAGCUGAAGACUCAGCAGCUGGAGAUCAAACUCAGCAACAAGAUUGAAGAAGACAUCAAGAAGGCCCGCAGGAAAUCCACUCAAGCAGGAGACGAACUGAUGCGCUGUGUCGACCUGUAUAACCAGUCUCAGUCCAAAUGGUUUGAGGAGAUGGUCACCACAAGUCUGGAGCUGGAGCGUCUGGAGGUGGAGCGGGUGGAGAUGAUCAGGCAGCAUCUGUGUCAGUACACCACCCUUCGGCAUGAGACAGACAUGUUCAACCAAAGCACGAUGGAGCCGGUGGACCAGCUGCUGCAGUGUGUGGACCCGGCCAAAGACCGAGAGCUGUGGGUGCAGGAGAAUAAGACUGGAGAGAUCAGGCCAGUGGACAUAGAGAUCUGACCUUAGUGUUGUUAGACUGCUCUGCACAUGAACACUUUUCCCCUCUGGCUAAGAGGCUGUAACGCCUGAGGACUGACUGGGAGAUGAAAACUGUGCUGGGGUCUCCCCCCCUGCCCCCCCUACUGAUCCACUGACUCCUAACAGACUGAGGGAUGAUCAAUCAGCACUCACUGACUCCAUCAGCAACCUGCUGAGGAUGAUGUCAGUAUUUGGGGAGUAUUGCUAAGUGAUGAAUGAAGAUGUCAGAUAGUGACAGGUCGUGGUUUUCUGUUAUGCAAGCUGAUGCUCAGCUGAGACGGCGCAGGGAUACGGAAACUUUGAGUGUGAAUUGUGCGGCAGAUGAAGAAGCAAACAGUGAACAUUUAACACCUGUAAAUGUUGAAUAGCUUUAUGUCACGCAGCAGUGUAACGCUGCAGUUUGUAUGUGCUUUUGCUCUGUGAUGUCAUUCUCUGAAGCCACAGGUGUGUUGACACACGUAACUUAAGUACUGCAAGUUGUUGGCAAAAAAUAUUUAACAGAUGCUGCUAAGCAAACUGCAUUCUGACCUAAGAGUGAUAUUACUGUGGACCAGAAUAAGACUAAAGUAUUUUAAUACUAAUUUCCACUGUGUGCAGGUAUUGACUGUUUGCUAAGCCCCGCCUCCCACUUUUUUACAGUUGCUAUGCCUGUCAAAUGUACAGUUCCCACAUGGCACAUAUAAAGUUUGCAAAAAGUAAACAAUUAUAUUUUUGAAUCAAUAGGUCAUUGGUUUGAUACAGGAGUAAACAAACGUAGCUUAUUUCUGGAUUUUGUUGGCUAAAGUUACAGCUGUCGCUAGCAGACUUUUUUGGCGCUAAAUUACUGCUAAUGCUAAAACUCUCUCCAUCUGCUUUUUAAAAGUUUCCAAUUUGUUUAAAUUUUCUUUUAAUUCUGUUAAGGGAUUAAAUGUUAAAAGGUCACACACAUGGUUUCACAAAGAAGUAAAUAAAUAUAUCUUAUUAUUUCUAGAUUUUGUUAGCUUAAGUGACAGCUGUUGCUAGCAGACUAUUUUUGGUAGUAAUUAGCCUGUGUAAGCUAAUGCUACAACUGUCCAACAGCCUUUCUAAAGUUUCCAAUUUGUUAAAAAACUAAAAUCUGUUAAGGGGUUUUAAAAUGGCCAUACACAUGGUUUCACACAGAAGUAAACGGAUGUAGGUUGUUAUUUUUGGAUUUUUUAGCUUUAGUUACAACUGUACAGCAGACUUUUUUGGUGGUAAUCUGCUUUUGUAGGCUAAUGCUAAUGCUAAAACUCUCUCCAGCUGCCUUUUAAAAGUUUCCAAUUUGUUUAAAACAUAGAAAUCUGUUAAGGGUUCUUAAAAUGGCUACAUACAUGGUUUCACACAGAGGUAAACAAAUGUAGCUCAUCAUUUCUGGCUUUUGUUGGCUAAAGUUAUAGCUGUUGCUAGCAGAAUUUUUUGGUGAUAAUUUGCUUGUGUAAGCUAAUGCUAAAACUCUGUCCAGGUGCCUUGUAGAAGUUUCCAAUCUGAUUAAAAAACUAGAAAUCUGUUCAGGGGUCUUAAAUAGCCACAUACAUGACGUUAAAAGACUUUGACUUAGCUAACAGGUUUAAGAUGAAGUCUUGACCUUCAGCUAGCUUGCCCUAGCACUAUAAUCAAAAAUGUAAUUAGAAUGGGAUUUGUUCUAAUAUAGGUUUGGUAUGCUAUUGAUAGAUUUUUUUCAGUAUGCUUUACUUUCAUGAGAGAAAGAUAGGUGAAUCAGAAAUAACCUCAGAGUUUGGCCAAAUAACAUAUUUAGCUGGAUAUUUUGGAGUGUUAACUUUCUCAAAACACAUAAA